CCCAGCUCUACAUCCCCGUCCUACGUGUUUGCGUUCAGGACAGAGAGACACUGCGCGUGAACUUCUCAGGUCUACAAUGUCCCCCUGAAGCCUGCACUCGACACGUUUGACUUGGGCACAAUUCUUGCAAAGGCAUUGCAAGGGUCGGGGCGGGCGACACAAGAGAUGAAUCUACGAGGGCUUGCUGUGCAAUCCAGAAAAGUCCGACACGGAGAGGACAGAGGCGGACGGGUCAAUGGCGACAGCGGAGUCGCCUCAGCAACCACGGGCUUCCUUGUCCUCGCCUCGCUUAGCAAGAAAGGACGGACAAGCGUACUGAGCACCUCUCAAAGACAAGCUAGGCUCAAAGCUAUAAGUCUACCACAGCCCCAAUCUUCAAUCGGCCAGACCAAGUCCCUCCUUCUUUGGUUGACACUAUCUAUCAAGAUGAAGACCUCUGCCUUCGCCUCUCUCGUCGCAGUCGCCUCCGUUGCACUGUUCAUUUCACCCGGCCAUGCCGCCUCAAUCGCCCCUCGUGCCGAUGUCAAUACCGAGGAGUUCGCUGCUGUCCCAUCCGGCGGUAUUGCCUACACAAGUUCGAACGCUGAGGGCUCCAAAGAGAAGACAAGGACAAAAAUAUUUUCCCUUUCGGCUAUGGCCCCUACUUUCGCCCUUCGAUCCUUGGCAAUCCGACAGGGAUCCCACAAUCUCUCGAAAACCUUGACCAACUCACUGACCCUACCCAAGACAACCCAUUCGCUAGCCCGGAUCAGACUCUGCCCUGGCGUCGCACCGAGGCCUAGACAGCGACGUACACCAGCGCCCGAUGGCUCGAACGCCUGACGUGGGCAAAGAAAGGCUUCGCGAGGCGCCCACCGCUCAGGCCCCUCUCCGAUUCCUUCAUCACCAUAGCCACCCCU
Messenger RNA from Acaromyces ingoldii, 899 nucleotides. RefSeq lists its product as hypothetical. The record is from RefSeq and is a predicted model, not a curated record. The transcript has 4 exons. The coding region runs from base 166 to 822 and encodes 218 amino acids. Lineage: Eukaryota; Fungi; Basidiomycota; Exobasidiomycetes; Exobasidiales; Cryptobasidiaceae.